This is a messenger RNA of Zeugodacus cucurbitae (melon fly), 2453 nucleotides long. RefSeq names its product beta-1,4-glucuronyltransferase 1. The coding region runs from base 872 to 2314 and encodes 480 amino acids. Lineage: Eukaryota; Metazoa; Arthropoda; Insecta; Diptera; Tephritidae. The record is from RefSeq and is a predicted model, not a curated record. The transcript is spliced from 5 exons.
CUUUCUAAUUGUGAAAAAAUAUAAUAAAGAUUUGAAGCUUUCAAGUUAUCUAAUAUUGAGAAAACUAAAUACUAUACGGGUCUGAAAAGGCUGAAAAGGCCUAGUGAACAGGCUUUUAAAUAAUUGUCCUAAUAUCAAAGCUUUUAAAAAGUCAUAAUUUUUUAUUGUUUUAAAAGUAACGCGACUUCCGCAAUUAUUUUAGAAUAUAAAACACUGUUUCGUGUUGGUAAAACAUAUCGUUAAUGCAAGGCAAGGGUUUGAUAAGUGUUACAGAAAAUCUGUCUCAUCGUAUUCAACGGUUAAUGUAUUGGUUUACUGAGUUUCAUAAUAAGAGCACAAAUGAGGCAUACUGUUCACAAAGACCUCAAGAGGAUGUAAUGAAAGAAAAUCCAGAAAACUUGUGCAAUUUUUUUGUUAGACCGUAAAAUGGAAUUGAGUGAGCUCGUUAAUACUAAAAGGAUUAAAAAAGAGCAAGUGAAAAUGUUGGAAAUGCGACAACAAUUUCAACAAGCCAACUCGUUAGUUCAUUCAGCUUGUGAAACAACCGAUAAAAUUAAGCAUUUGUGUAUCGACUAAAGGAUAAUAACAAUAAGAGCAAUUUUUUUAAAUAAAACUUAAACGGUUUGGCAUAUCAAUAAAAUUCUUUAUUUUUGUGAAAAAAAGACAUUCGAUGCCAUUUUGUUUGGAACUUGAUUUCUUUCGCAUGGCACGCUUGCAGAAGUCCAGACGCUGAACGCAAUUUUCGACGUUUUUCAAGCAUAAAUCGGUCGAUACUGCUGCAAUUUCAGGUUUAAUGCUUAAAAACUUUUAAUUACGGCUAAAAAAUAAAUAACGCCUAAAAAAAUUCCAGUGAAUAUAAUACGUUCCAUGAAUGAAUCCCAUCAACAUGAUAAAACGGGACCUUCCAGUGCUUAUACUCUCACUGUUCAUACUUUGCGGGUUCCUCACAUUUAUGCAACAUACUUUUCGUGCCAGCGUUGCCAUACAAGAGGGUAUUAUAUCUAAAGAUACGAUACUCGAUAAUGACGUAGAGAGUAUACCACCACCUGUGGAGAUCUAUUUCGGCGAUGAACUUUUCGAGAAAGAAUUGCAAAGUCGUAAAUUAAUGGAACCGAAUGAUAGUCGCGAAUUGAAAGUAUUCACCGAGGCACCAUAUUCACCUGGCAACGCACUGGGGCAACGUUUGAAGAAGUUACUAAAAUGUAAUGAUCGGCCAUUGAAGUUGGAGAAGUUACAGUACGGCAACUAUUGGCUAUUGCGUAAUUAUAUACGUGGCACGAUUAGCAAGUCGGUUGGUUGUGCCGACACAAUCACACUGACCACGAAUGGUGAUUACACAUUCUUCGAAAGUUUGCCAUUCUUAACGGAACGCUGGCAAGCCCCUAUCAGCUUCGCCAUAUUCUCGCCGGGUUAUGACUUUAAGCCUACACUAAGAUCCAUACAAUUUGUGCGAAAUUGUUUGCGUGAGAGUAAGUAUAUACGUGAUUAUGUGACCUUUCACAUAUAUUUCCAACGAACGGAUAUGCCUGAAUAUGUACCAUUGACGGAAAAGGAAGCACUCUUAUCGCCUUACGACUGUGAUGCGUCACCACCUUAUAUGGAUGUCGAUCGCAGUACAAUGUAUAAGGAGGUGCAUAAUAUGACUUACCCAAUAAAUGUUGGACGCAAUAUUGCACGCAAGUCAGUCAAUACAUAUUUUAUAUUUGCAUCAGAUAUCGAAUUACAUCCAAUGCCGGAUUUACCGCGUUUAUUCCUCGAGAUGGUCGAACGAAAUCGAAGUGUGUACUUGGAUAAUAAAGAACUGCGCGUCUUCACGAUACCCGUUUUCGAGGUAACUAAGGAUAGUCAAGUACCUGAAACCAAAACACAAUUAGUUGAAAUGCUACGGUCGCAUAAAGCGAUACCAUUUCAUUCGAAAAUCUGUAAAGAAUGCCAUUUGGUGCCGAAACAUAAUGCAUGGGUAAAUGCCUCAGAUGCUAAAGAGUUGUCGCUCUUUUCGGUAACCAAACGUGAAGGUUGCUUCCGUUAUUGGGAACCGUUCUACAUUAGCGAUAAUCAAGAGCCAAUAUUUGAUGAGCGUGUCACGUGGGAGGGUCAGUCGAAUAAGCGGAUACAGGGCUACGCUAUGUGUUUGCUGAAAUAUGAUUAUUUCGUAUUACAUCCGGCCUUUUUGGUCCAUUCACCAGGCAUCAAAUAUUUUGACAAACAUUCGUCACGUCUCAACUACGUUCCAGCCAUGAAUAAGCUUAUUAAAAAGGUUAUACAGCCAGAAUAUAAUAUUUUAUUUGGAACCAAUAAGAAAUGCCAAACGUGAUACUAGAGGAUAUACUUGAUAAUUUUAGAUAAUUUAUUUUAUAUAAUCAUAUUUUCUAGUUUUAUUAAAUAUAUAACUACUUUUGUAACAUAGACUAAUUAGAAUUCAAAAUAUCGAAAUAAACUUUUUUUUAAUAAAU